Anisakis simplex (herring worm) is the source of this 582-nucleotide messenger RNA. The record is from the annotation of a GenBank genome assembly. NCBI's taxonomy places the organism in Eukaryota, Metazoa, Nematoda, Chromadorea, Rhabditida, Anisakidae.
GAACCAUUACAAAAUGUGUGUAUGUAUGUGUGCAUUGAAAAAUUAAGUUAUGAGGGGCAUAAAUCACAAAAUCUUCUCUAUUUGAUGAUCCCAAAAUUGAUUCAACUGCUGAGCAAAUUCAACUCAUCUGAAUUCACCCUAAGCCAUAUGGAUACGAUUAAUCCGAUUCACCAUCUCCUAAAAUAUAUGCUCCAGAUGGGUAUUUUCCUUUCAGAGUUUUGCUUUUCAGAGCAACAUCACUCCAUUCACAUGUGCAGAGUUAUUUUAUCUCGUUCGUCAAAUGGACCCGAACAACUGUUUGACGGAGAAUGGGAAAGAAGAAGAAGAGCAGGUUGGAUUGCAUUCGGAAAAUAUCACACAGCCAGAGCGAACGUCUUUAACACGACAGUUCUUCCAGCUAUGCUCUAUAACGAAGAUUCGCCUCGCAUGACUGGAGUAAAAGACGCGCUAACCGAGAUGAACAUCAACAAAAAACGCUGGGCAGGUCAAGUCGCAAGAAUGUCUGAAAAUCGUUGGACCUGUCGGCUCACACAAACAAGGUGGCAUAAACCGUUCGUCAUGUUAUUCGACCAACGUUGGUGA